AUGACAUAUCAGAAGGGUCAUACGGGUCGUCCUCAACGUAGAACAUGGGAGAAUCAGACAUUUAUCAAAAGCGAGCAUGAUCUCGUCAACCAGCCAGAUCUUGUACCAACCGUUCCUAGCGAAGAUGUAUGUUUUCUGUGGAUCAACUUUCAAAGACAAUCUCCAUGUCCAAUUGGCGCGGUUCCACGACGGUCACGAGAUUCUCGUGAGUCAUACGAUGUUACUAAUCCAGAACAUGCACCGACUCUUUCACAACCAUCACCUCCCCGUGAUCCAGCUAAUCAUACGAAUGGAACGAGCUCUGAUACGAGCAGAAGUGCGGCACCCUCUGGUCCAGCGUUUGUGGUUAGCGACGAUCAAGCAGCCGAGGAUUUCGAUAAAAUUGCGGAACAGCGUCGACAGGCCAAGCGUGCUGCUCUUCUAGCUAAGACCAUGAAGCGCAAAGAAGAAAUUGAAAAUAAGGUCGAUCAAAUCGAGCAAAGGAAUGCCGAAAAGCGAAUGGCUGAAUUGGCCAAACGUGAAAUGGCAGAACAGCGAAAGUUGGAAAAAGAGCUUCAGCGUCAGAAGAUUUUGGAUGACUAUAAACGACGAAAAAUGGAGAAAGAGCUUGGUUUGGAAUCGGGAUCGAAUUCUGCUCGUGGGGCAUCUGGUCGUGGCCAUUCUCAACCGCCAUUUGUACGAACCAAAUCUCAGAUGUCUGAAUCAGCACUGGGUGCUGAGGGAAAUGACAAAGGACGUCUUCCUCGUGCUCGUGGACAGUCCACUGUAGAACAAAGAAUCUCUGUACAAAGUCUGCAAGAGCCAACCCAUAAAUUAUUUGCAAGAGCUACUCCAAAAUCAAAUCGUGGAUUAAUCAUCAAUGCGUUGCAGUAUAGUGUUUUCCCUGGAGCUGUCAACGAUACGACAAGAAUGAAGACGAUGAACGAUUUGGCCGCGUCAGAUGCGAAACAUUUCUUGGUCCUGUUCCGUGACUACAAAUGCCAGUACAGAGGCCUUUACAGCUGGGAUCAGGUAUCAGAUACGGCUAUCAAGAUAUCGGGACAGGGCCCAACCAAGUGCGCCGAGAGUAUCAUGAAGCUGAUGUUCAAGUAA
Molecule: messenger RNA, 1092 nt
Organism: Cooperia oncophora
Lineage: Eukaryota; Metazoa; Nematoda; Chromadorea; Rhabditida; Trichostrongylidae
Source: the annotation of a GenBank genome assembly